This is a messenger RNA of Ricinus communis (castor bean), 2220 nucleotides long. RefSeq names its product anthranilate synthase alpha subunit 2, chloroplastic. The record is from RefSeq and is a predicted model, not a curated record. Gene Ontology annotation, biological process: L-tryptophan biosynthetic process. Gene Ontology annotation, molecular function: anthranilate synthase activity. Lineage: Eukaryota; Viridiplantae; Streptophyta; Magnoliopsida; Malpighiales; Euphorbiaceae. The coding region runs from base 252 to 2096 and encodes 614 amino acids. The transcript has 11 exons.
CCAUUUAAGUUGAUACUCUUAACAAUUCCAAUUUCCCUUGCCUAAAAAAGACACUACUUUACCAAACAAAUCAUAGCCCAAUAACAAGAUCAGUAGAAAAAGAAAAGCCCACAAUAGGCCCAAUUUGUUUGGCAAUCCAACUAUAAAUAUAAAUCCGUCUGACAAUUCAAAAUAACGAAAAAGCAAAAAGAAAAAAAAUCAAAGAAAAGAGUAAGAGGAGUCAAAAGAAGAGAGCUUUCCUCUGUUUCUCUAUGGCACUCUCCAUGUGCACAGCUUCUCAGUUACAGUCUCUUUCUAAUAAGUUCUCCUUACCUUCAAUGGACAGAAGCCUAGCUGCCGUUAUUUCCCGUCAGCUUCCGUUAACUGUACCUUUACCUCCAUCUUCCUCCGUCAACCCCAAUGCAAGAUUCUGUACCUCAAUUUUAAAGAAGAGUCUUUCUCUAGUUUCCUCAAGUCCCCGUGUCCCUACUUUAAAAUGCUCUGCUUCCACCUCUCAAGCUUAUGCCGAUCAAUCAGCAAAAUUUCAAGAAGCUUCGAAGAAAGGGAAUUUAGUUCCUUUGUACCAUUGUAUAUUAUGUGAUCACCUUACUCCAGUGCUUGCCUAUCGCUGUCUGGUUAAGGAAGAUGACAGAGAUGCUCCAAGCUUUUUAUUCGAAUCUGUUGAGCCUGGUUCGGAUGCUUCCACUGUUGGGCGAUAUAGUGUUUUAGGAGCUCAACCGAGUGUAGAAAUUGUGGCCAAAGAGAAUAUGGUGACAAUUAUGGACCACUAUGAAGGACGGAGGACAGAGGAGAUUGUGGACGAUCCCAUGGAAGUUCCUAGGAAAAUGAUGGAGAGUUGGACCCCCCAACUUGUUGAUGAGCUUCCUGAAGUGUUCAGUGGUGGGUGGGUUGGAUAUUUCUCUUAUGACACAGUACGGUAUGUUGAGAAGAAAAAGCUGCCUUUUGAUGGUGCACCACCAGAUGACAGAAAUCUCCCUGAUGUCCAUCUUGGCCUUUAUGAAGAUGUUAUGAUAUUUGAUCAUUUGGAGAAGAAAGCAUAUCUUAUUCACUGGGUGCGACUAGAUCGAUUUUCUACAGUUGAGGAGGCCUUUAAUGAUGGGAUAAAUCGGUUGGAAAAUUUAGUUUCUCGAGUACAUAAUAUAACUACACCAAGGCUACCUGCAGGUUCAAUACAGUUGUCAACUCGUCUUUUUGGCCCUAAAUUAGAGAUGUCAAGCAUGACAAGUGAAGAAUAUAAGGCUGCAGUUUUGCAGGCUAAAGAGCAUAUUUUGGCUGGUGAUAUAUUUCAGAUUGUGUUGAGCCAGCGUUUUGAACGGCGUACAUUUGCAGACCCAUUUGAGAUCUAUAGAGCUCUAAGAAUUGUUAAUCCUAGUCCAUAUAUGGCUUAUUUACAGGCUAGAGGAUGUAUACUGGUUGCUUCUAGUCCAGAAAUCCUCACCCGUGUAAAGAAGAAUAAGAUUAUAAACCGGCCCCUUGCUGGGACUGUUAGGAGAGGAAAAACACCUAAAGAAGAUAAAAUGUUGGAGAAGGAACUUUUAAAUGAUGAAAAGCAAUGUGCAGAACAUAUUAUGCUAGUUGACUUGGGAAGGAAUGAUGUGGGAAAGGUCUCAGAGCCUGGUUCUGUGAAAGUUGAAAGGCUCAUGAAUAUUGAGAGAUAUUCUCAUGUUAUGCACAUCAGCUCAACAGUCAGUGGAGAGUUACUUGAUCAUUUAACAAGCUGGGAUGCAUUGCGUGCUGCAUUGCCUGUUGGCACUGUUAGUGGGGCACCAAAGGUGAAAGCAAUGGAGUUAAUUGAUGAACUAGAAGUGACGAGACGUGGGCCAUAUAGUGGUGGAUUUGGUGGCAUUUCAUUUUCUGGUGAUAUGGACAUUGCUCUGGCUCUCAGAACUAUCGUCUUCCCUACAAGCACCCGGUAUGAUACAAUGUAUUCAUACAACAACUUGAACAAGCGACGAGAAUGGGUUGCUCACCUUCAAGCUGGGGCUGGAAUUGUGGCCGACAGUGAUCCUGCUGAUGAGCAGAGAGAAUGCGAGAACAAAGCUGCAGGUCUGGCUCGCGCCAUUGAUCUUGCAGAAGAAUCAUUUGUGAAGAAUUGAUUGAAUUUCAAGGAAUUUUUGUUUCUCUCAUGUAGUUUCUUUUAACAUAUAAGUUAUCAAAUCUUUGCUGUGUGUUGUUUUAAUAAGAUUUUUAAAUGGGAAAUAGGCUAGGCUUUUUGUUUAA